GAAGAAUUGAAGACAAAGAAUGUAAAACUUUACCGAAACAGUCCUUCCGAUGGAUUACCCGUUAGUGUUGAAUAUGUGGACACAUUUGCCGGACAACAGGUCCGAGAGAGUGAUAAUUGAAUUCAAAGAGUUCCCGAUUCGUGUGAUUGUCCCACAAAUGCCUGAGUUUAGUCUCACCCGACUGUCGAUGGCUUUCUGGCACUCAAACGAUGAGAGAUCGCAAUUCAUACGUGACUUUUUGCAGGCCAUUAAUGUGACAAAAAUUGAUUGUCUGGUCAGCCAUUCCGGGGGAACGAAUGCCAACUCCAAGAUCUGGUCCGAUCCUCAAGAGCUGACAAUCGGAUCAAUUUGUUUGUUUAGUCCAUUUGUUUUCUGGAAAUUGCCUCAUUUCCAAACGGUGUGCCGUUAUUGGGCACAAGUCGGUGAAACUACGGCCGGAAUCAAUGCAAUGGACGCCUUAAGACCGGACAAAAUGGCCCGCGAUUUGGGUUUUAUGCUAUCAUUGGAAUCGGUGGAUGAAAUGCUAUUGUGCGGCCAUUUUUCCCGUUCAGACACCGAUAAACUUCACCACCGAUUAGAGUAUAUCAGAUCACAUCAGAUCCCAACACUUCUGGUUCACGGAGAGAGAGAUGAUUUAGUGCCAAACGAUCACUUCCAACAUUUUGUCCGCGAUUUGGGCGCCACUGACGAACAUAUUGUCCGCUAUUCCUGUGAUAAAAACUUUGCCAUCGAAAGUGUCCCGCAAAGUGAUCACUGGAUUCAAGUGAUAACAUUUAAAGCCGGCGGACAUCUCUCUUAUAUCAAAUACAGUGAUAUUGUGAACAAACAUAUCGUUAAUCAUCUGUUGAGUAAAUAA
Molecule: messenger RNA, 856 nt
Organism: Medioppia subpectinata
Lineage: Eukaryota; Metazoa; Arthropoda; Arachnida; Sarcoptiformes; Oppiidae
Source: the annotation of a GenBank genome assembly